Messenger RNA from Echinostoma caproni, 135 nucleotides. NCBI's taxonomy places the organism in Eukaryota, Metazoa, Platyhelminthes, Trematoda, Plagiorchiida, Echinostomatidae. The record is from the annotation of a GenBank genome assembly.
AGCGCUGGACUCAAAUCGACCACAUUGUCAUCGGUCAAAGCUGGCGAGGAUACAUUGAAGACUGCCGCUGCUACUGGUCAACAACCGUGGACAGAGACCAUGCUCUGCUACGAGCGAGAUUCUCUUUACGCCUAG